AUGAAUCAAAAGAGGACUCGAGGCAAAUAUUCAGUUGGGGGAUGUGAGAACUGUCGCCGAAAACACCGGAAGUGUGACAAAACAACCCCAAAAUGUCUCCGAUGCAGGGCUGCAGGCCUGGAGUGCAGUGGCUUCAACGCUGAUCUUAGCUGGGUGACGACCACACAAAGGUCGUUGCGUGACGGGCGCAAGCCAACGCCAAAGUGCCUGAGGAACCACGAAGACAAUAGUCAAGAAAACACCUCUACAAGCAUUUCCCUACCUAGAAUCACAGCCCCGGAUAUCGAGGAUACCAUUGCAAAUGUCGAUAGUCAACUUACACAUUUCGAAGGGCACCACGAGCAUGUUACCGCUACACGCCCGACCAGUGUUUCCGAGACUCAGCCGCCAAGUCUUGAGAGCGAUGCCCUUGGCAUGACUGGCGACACCAUCAAUGGUAUCAAUGGUAGUGAGCAGGGUCAUUUAUCGAUGUUUCAACACCCUGCAUAUACGCCGGACUUCCUCGGAAACACGGAAAGUGUGUUGGACUGGCCAGAUUUAUUCAGCGUGGACUACUCCCUUUCGGAUCUACUCUCUCCCAGCUUUGGCAACACGCACCACGAUGUCCCAGAACCCCAGAAUGCUCGCUCGUCAAUUGUUCCUCCCUUAACAGCGCCAUACUCAGAUCAUACGAGACCUUUAUGGCACAGUCAGGAUGCUGCAAGUAGGUCUAGUCGACAAGAUGUCUCAAACAUUGGUCUCCCUUGCCUCGAGCCUCAGGGGCCUAUGAAAUUGGAGUUGAGUCAAGAUGACACCCAGAUGCUUCUUAAGCAUACCAAGGACCACUGUUUCCCACAACUGUGGUCAUCGCCGCUUGGGAAGAAAUCGCCACUGGAAACUCAUCUUACCGCAGCCGUUUUGACAUUUGCCAGCAUGACAUACCUCGCACCGCGUCAGAUAUCGCAUGCCUCAUUCACGAACGUACUUGCCCUUCUUGCGAUAUCUUCAAAGCAUUUGGCAGCACAGAUACGUAACGAAGACUCGGACAAGAGCGAGCAUUGGAACCAAUAUGGUGAGAGCGCGUACCAAAAGGCAAAGCAACAUCUCGAUUAUUCAUUGAGCACCGAGGUCUCUCCAAAAGUAGCAAAGUAUAAAGAUCUUAUCAUGGCAGUCUCAACUAUAGUAUCCUUCUCGAUACUCUACGAUAGACAGUCUGAUUCCAGAAAGUAUCUCAUUGAUGCUGAAAGGCUUCUACUGAAUCAAGGUCUACCCAAGCCACAUAUCUCCAGAAAGAUUUAA
Messenger RNA from Fusarium oxysporum Fo47, 1278 nucleotides. Its product is annotated as Zn(II)2Cys6 transcription factor domain-containing protein. Gene Ontology annotation, biological process: regulation of transcription by RNA polymerase II. The record is from RefSeq and is a predicted model, not a curated record. The transcript has 3 exons. Lineage: Eukaryota; Fungi; Ascomycota; Sordariomycetes; Hypocreales; Nectriaceae. Gene Ontology annotation, molecular function: zinc ion binding; DNA-binding transcription factor activity, RNA polymerase II-specific. The coding region runs from base 1 to 1278 and encodes 425 amino acids.